AUGUCCACUACGUCAACGCCUACAAUGAACGAGAUGCGUGCCGAGACAAAUUGGCCGGUCCUUAAGUCCUACCUGGAAGAUGGUAAGGUUUCUUUUGAAGACCUCAAGCUACAAUGCGGCAUCUGCCGCGAUACUAUGACAGUGCUGCCCAGCCAACAUCAGACAGACGAGGAUGGCAUGACACAUUCUGCCAUGAUCCUCCCAUGCGGACACAUCUUCGGCAAGUCAUGUAUCGAAUUGGCCUUUGCCGAAGGAUCAAAUCUCGGACCUGUCUGCUUCGCCUGCCGGGCAGACAUUACCUUCACAGAGUGCGAACACGUGCACUUUGGGAUGCCAGUGCCCCAGACAAAGGGGGGCAUCAAGGACAUCCCCGCCAUCCUCUCCAAGGAAGGAGAAAUGGCAGAACGUUGCGGAGGCUGCUUGCUGGAAUAUACGUCAGACAAGCUGAUAGACGAAGUCUCCAAGUUCAACGCUUCCCUGUCGGAUGGGUGUCUGAUGGGGUUCGCAUGUCGGCACCCAUCCUCCGGCAUGGACGGGUCCUGGACCCCGAUGGCGAAUGGCCAAUGCUGCAAGGUGCAAGGGGGAGACACCGCCAUUUGCAAGCCCACCGAAGAAGCCAUGUGGAGGGUAAUUGAGUACCAAGACCAACAGGAUAUUUUUAACUCUGGCAAGUGUUGGUACGAUGAAAAGAUCGACUUGCAAUGGUGGUUCUAUCUGUGGAACCCUCCCAUGACCGAGAAUGCUGCUUUCCAUGAGUACGUGGACUACAAGUACCUCAAGGAGGGCGAGACAGCUACGGGCAUGACCAUGGAAGAGUUGCGCGCCGAGUUCUUCGGCAAGCCUAUGUCCCUUGCGAAGCCAAAGACUCGUCGACUGAUGGAUAUCUACCUUGAGCUCAAGGCUCAGGGAUUUGACGACGACGAUGAUGAUGAUGAGGAUGAAGAUUAA
Messenger RNA from Fusarium graminearum PH-1, 948 nucleotides. RefSeq lists its product as uncharacterized. The record is from RefSeq and is a predicted model, not a curated record. The transcript has a single exon. Lineage: Eukaryota; Fungi; Ascomycota; Sordariomycetes; Hypocreales; Nectriaceae. The coding region runs from base 1 to 948 and encodes 315 amino acids.